UUCACUUGUACUAGUGAUCGUGAGAAGUUGUAUAGUACAAUGAGUCUCAGCUAGGGCUUCUCUGCAGACUUUGGAACCCGGCCUGACAGGUCCAGGUGUCAAUUCGACUUUUCAAGCUCACUCCUAAGUAAAGGAGCUGACAAGAAUAUUCUUUUCUAGAUUCUAUUUCUACCUCACUGCUAAAUUCCAGUGUAUGCCUGCUUUGCUGGCUUGAUGGACAGUACUAGUGACAGUGCAGUGACAUCGAGUUGCUAAAGGCAAAGACAAAACAUGGAGGACCAGGACCCCUUUGUCUUCAGAAGCACAAAUGACUGCAGUUCCAAUUAGCCCCAGCCCCAACUCUACCACGAUGGCGUCAACUAAAAGUUGUCCAAUCGUCGAGAUAAAAACAAUUACACACAUAUUUCGAGACCUUCUUUUACAGUAUCUGGAUCCCAAAAGUGUCUGUCCCCGAUUGGAUUUGGGUUCUCAUUCUUCCUUGCUCUUUGAUGCAAGCAAAAGGAGUAGACGAGAAGGAGUGGAAGAGCUGCUACAAGCACUUGGUCAAAUGGAGGAUGAGAGAGGAGUUGCUAAGAGAUUCAUGGAUGCACUUGAGAGUUCAGGUGUCGAGAGCAAUGGAAACCCAGAUGGUCAUGAUGAUGAUGAUAAUAAUGGAGGACCAAAGCAAGACCCUCAUGACAAGAAGAAACGGGAUGAUGAUGACGGCAAACCAGGUCCUGAUGAUGACAAGCCUGACAAUGGAGAUAAACCCGAUACCAGCGAUGCUACUGGUGUGUGGUGAAGGGAUGUCUGGUGAGCACCCAGGAAGGUCUGGUGAUGAUGCAGAUUCUGAUGGUGGCAACAUCCCUCAGAUGCUACAGUACCUGAAACUACCAGAUACACCUAAAACUACCAGUUCAUCCAUAAGCAGUGAUGCAGAGACCAAAAACACAGGGACAUGUAACGAAGCUAGUCCAUUGAGUACCCCUAUGACUAUAGAGCGCCUAAACCUUCAUGACUACCAGGAGGAACUAGCAAAGCACUCCCUCGCUGGCAAGAACUCAGUCAUCGUAGCACCAACAGGAUCUGGAAAGACUCGGGUGGCCAUAGCCAUCGCAAUAAAUGCCUUGAAAGAGCAGAGAGGAGCCUGCAAGACACACAAAAAAGUUGUCUUUGUUGUGAAUAAGGUUGCCCUGGUAGAGCAGCAGAAAAAUGCAUUCCAGGAGUUCAUCCCUGACGUUGUAGGAAUCAGCGGAGACAUGUCAUCCCAGAUGCCGUUGGUUUAUUAUCUACAGCAGGCUAAUGUCAUCGUUCUGACUGCACAGAUACUUCUCAAUGCUCUUAAGGAUGAUGAGAGUUUCUCCCUCUCCUUGCUACGUCUCAUCAUUCUAGAUGAAUGCCACAACACUCAGAAAGAAAAUUCUUACAACACCAUUAUGGCCUAUUAUAGAGAUGAGAAGAAAGAAAAUCAAGCAACUUUGCCACAAGUAAGAAUGAGCUUCUCAGCGACCUUCUUUUCAUAG
Messenger RNA from Strongylocentrotus purpuratus (purple sea urchin), 1502 nucleotides. RefSeq names its product interferon-induced helicase C domain-containing protein 1. The record is from RefSeq and is a predicted model, not a curated record. The coding region runs from base 489 to 1502 and encodes 337 amino acids. Gene Ontology annotation, molecular function: single-stranded RNA binding; double-stranded RNA binding; ATP binding. Lineage: Eukaryota; Metazoa; Echinodermata; Echinoidea; Camarodonta; Strongylocentrotidae. Gene Ontology annotation, cellular component: cytoplasm. The transcript is spliced from 6 exons.